UUCUUGAUCACAAAUCAUAUGUUUUCAACUGCAAUUUUCCCACAAAAUUUGAUUGGCUUUUUCCCUGACCGAGCCCAUAUCAGUAAAAAUUGGUACCAAUUGCUGCUCUCGCUUGCCGAACACACUAAAUUUCUUAUCAAAAACUCGUUAUUUUAACAUCGUCUUGCUUUGCCGUUUGCAUUUAACCUGCUUGCUGUUAGUUACUCGUUGCUUUCACUUGACUCGCUCUGUCAAACAUCCUGCGAGGCGAGUACUGAGCAUUGAGUCGUGUUAAACCAGACAAAGCAUUUAACAGUCUCGCUUUUUACUUUGUGACACUCGCUUGUCUCCGCCGUUGGUCCUUCACCAUUAACGCACCACGCAGUCUAUCCACCUAUCGAGAUGAUAUUAUACACAUAAUCAAAACGGAAAUUUUCUUCAAAAAGAAAACGUUUAAAAAAGCAGGGCUUGAAAUUCCCUGAAUCUCGAAUACAAAAUGUAUAAUACAACAAAAGAAAAAAUAAUCGUACAAAGAACUAAUACCGAGUUAUAGAAAAACUAUUGAUGAUCUUAAUUUAAAAAGAAAAGUAAAGUAAAGUGACGUGCUGUAGUGAAUAAAUCAAUUUAAAAAAUAUACAUAAAAUUAAAUAUUUUAGAGAAAAGGUUAUCUCUACUGUUGCUGAAUAAUAUACAAAUUGAUAUAUAAUAAAAAAAAAAUAUCUAUAAUAUUCAAGAAUAAGCAAACGCUAGAACAACGCAUUUUAUUGGACAACAUCAACUAGACAACGUUAACUAGACAACUAGACAACGUACGUUAAUUUGAAAUAAAAAAAACCGUAAAAAUAGCAAAUUUAACAACUAGUUAUCAAAAUGGCGAAUACUGCACAGCUUUUACGUCGACAGAGUUCGCGGGAUAUCAUAUUGAAAAGUCAAAAGAGCAUUGACCAACUGGAACUGCGGGAAAUGCGCGGUCGUUUGGUACCCAAAGAACACCAUGGUAGCGGUACACAUCAUCAUCAUCAUACCACCCACCAUCAUCAACCCAUGUAUGGUGCGACCAAUCAAGCAUUUCUCGGCGAUGCCUUUGACGAGUCGACUGAAUUGGAACCAGAUGCUUUUGGCGCGGAGGCGAGCACAAGUAAAUCAAAAGCAGAACUGGCUGCAGCAGUGUCCGCUACGGUUGAGGCGCAACAAGAGGAUAUUGUAGAGGGCGAAAAGGAAGGGGAGGAACGUGAAAGUUGGGACAAUAAAAUCAUGUUUUUACUCGCAACAAUAGGCUAUGCCGUCGGCUUGGGUAACGUCUGGCGUUUUCCAUAUUUGGCGCAAAAGAAUGGUGGUGGUGCCUUUCUUGUGCCAUAUUUCAUUAUGCUCUGCAUACAAGGUUUGCCAAUUUUCUAUUUAGAAUUGGCUGUGGGCCAAAGACUGCGCAAGGGUGCUAUUGGUGUAUGGAGCCAGGUCUCUCCCUAUUUGGGUGGCAUUGGCAUAUCAUCUGCAGUUGUCAGUUAUAUAGUUGCGCUGUAUUAUAAUACCAUAAUUGCCUGGUGCCUCAUAUACCUGUUGCACAGUUUUGAGUCACCCUUGCCGUGGGCCGAUUGCCCCACACGCCUCUAUGCCAAUUACACUUAUGACCAUGAGCCGGAAUGUGUGGCCUCUUCCCCUACCCAAUUUUACUGGUAUCGCACCACACUUCAGUGCUCCGAAAGCGUCAAUGAGCCCGAGAAUUUUAAUUAUCACAUGGCUAUAUCAUUAAUAGUUUCAUGGUUUCUCGUUUACAUCUGUAUGGUACAGGGUAUAACGUCGUCGGGUAAAAUUGUCUAUAUGACAGCCAUAUUUCCAUAUGUGGUGCUGAUAAUAUUCUUUUUUCGUGGCAUAACAUUAAAAGGUGCUUCAGAAGGCGUCGCACAUCUGUUCACACCACGUUGGGAAACGCUGCUCGAUCCGGUCGUUUGGUUAGAGGCUGGCACACAGAUUUUCUUCUCUCUGGGACUUGCUUUCGGCGGCUUAAUUGCCUUCAGUUCUUAUAAUCCUGCCAAUAAUAAUUGUUAUCGAGAUGCCAUAUUAGUUUCGCUCACGAAUUGUGGCACCUCAAUGUUUGCUGGUGUUGUGGUCUUUUCGGUGAUCGGCUUUAAAGCCACAUCCACUUUUGAUCGUUGCAAUGAGGAACGAGAAAGUUUGUUAUCACAAAAUAAAACAACAAAUUUGCCAGUAUGUGAUCUGCAAAAGGAAUUGGCGAAUAGUGCAUCGGGUACCGGCUUGGCCUUCAUUAUAUUUACUGAAGCGAUCAACCAAUUUCCAGGUGCACAAAUAUGGGCUGUGCUCUUUUUCUUAAUGCUCUUCACGCUCGGCAUUGACUCUCAAUUUGGCACUUUGGAAGGUGUUGUGACCUCGCUGGUGGAUAUGAAAUUAUUUCCAAAUCUGCCGAAGGAAUGGAUUGUGGGAGGUCUCUGCUUUUCCUGCUGUUUGAUCUCUAUGUGCUUUGCCAACGGCGCCGGCAGUUAUAUAUUUCAACUGAUGGACAGCUUUGCCGGAAACUUUCCACUGCUGAUCAUUGCUUUGUUUGAGUGCUUAUCAAUCAGUUAUAUCUACGGUGUGAGAAGGUUUUCCGACGACAUCGAGAUGAUGACUGGUUCACGACCCGGCCUCUAUUGGAUGAUCUGUUGGAAAUAUCUUUCCCCCUGCGCCAUGAUAACGAUAUUGAUCGCUUCAUUCUAUCAACUGCUCACAGAGGGCAGCAGCUAUCCAGCUUGGAUUGCCGCCAAGGGCAUGACAGAUAAACUUGAGUGGCCGCAUUGGUGUAUUGUCAUUGCAUUUGUACUCAUACUUUCGUCAAUACUGUGGAUACCAAUAGUGGCGAUAUUGAGACUUUGCGGCAUAAAAGUCGUAGAGGACUCAGAUCCCGCCUGGUUCCCAGUGGCCGAACUAAAAGAAGUGCACGGCAUUGUGCCACACGAGCCGACAGAAAUCGAACGCACUGUAUUUUGUUUCAAUAUGGAUGGCACAGAGGGUAUGUGCUGUCCAAAAUAUGGUUUGCCCGAGAAAUCGCUCGAAGAGGAGGAAUAAACAGGCACAGAAGAAAGACAAAAAGUGAACAAAAUGUGUGCGUAACAAAAAUAAAAACGAACGAGGGAAUAUAACUGAACAUACGAACUCGCUUAUAUGACAAAUAAAAAUAUUAAAAAAAAAAUUCUACAAAACCGUCG
Messenger RNA from Ceratitis capitata (Mediterranean fruit fly), 3179 nucleotides. RefSeq names its product sodium-dependent neutral amino acid transporter B(0)AT3. Gene Ontology annotation, cellular component: membrane. The coding region runs from base 850 to 3039 and encodes 729 amino acids. Lineage: Eukaryota; Metazoa; Arthropoda; Insecta; Diptera; Tephritidae. The record is from RefSeq and is a predicted model, not a curated record. Gene Ontology annotation, biological process: sodium ion transmembrane transport. The transcript is spliced from 11 exons.